Telopea speciosissima is the source of this 718-nucleotide messenger RNA. RefSeq lists its product as uncharacterized. The coding region runs from base 111 to 548 and encodes 145 amino acids. The transcript has 2 exons. The record is from RefSeq and is a predicted model, not a curated record. NCBI's taxonomy places the organism in Eukaryota, Viridiplantae, Streptophyta, Magnoliopsida, Proteales, Proteaceae.
UGAUUUGGACUUUCUGAGUUUUGAUUACUUCUUGCGAAGUAUCGAAAAAGAGUAGCGCCAAUUCAAGUUCAUAUUUGCAUCCCAGUCCAUCCAAGUGAAGCAAACUUCACAUGGCUUUGGCUUUGGCUUUGGGUUAUGGUCUUCCUCAAAACCUUAUUUUGAAGAAAUCAAAUGCUUUGAUUGCUUUCCAGCUGAAGUCUUCGCUCUCUAACCAAGUGAAGCUAAUACCUGUACAGAAGAGAUGCCUUAGGUGCAACACCCUUCACCAAGAUAAGGAUAAUUCUCCCCUUGCCUGCUCUUUCCACGGCCACAUCAAUGGAGAGAAGGGGUUGUUCUCGCUGGCCCCACCACACCAAGGGAUCGACGGCGAGUGGAGUGAUCGUAGUGGAGUGAUUGUUUACAAAUGGAAUGACAAGGGGAACAGACCAAACACUGGUAGUGCAAAUUGGAAGAAGAGGUGGAGCUGUUGUUCUGAGUAUGAUGAGAAUGCAGCCCCUUGUCGACGAGGAUGGCAUGUGUCCUAUGAUGAUGGGUUCACCCUUUACUAGCUCCAGCGGCAGCAGCCCGUACUCAUUGCAUGAUGAAUCAGAAGCUAAUGCUGUUUAUACGUAUUAAAUCAUGUACAUUUUUCUCUUGCACAGUGUCAUUCUCCUCUUGUCCAGUUUCCAUCACAUAUGUGCUUCAACUUUUAAUGUAUUUCAUUCCUGGAGUUGUUUUA